CCGCCUUCAGUCGUCGGAAAAGAAUGUCAAGUUGAAAAAAUGACAUCAUGACGGAAAUUUUGAAAAGAAAGCUGAAUAUUUUUAAAGAUUAAAAAUGUUAUCUUCAUAGCAUUUUCGAGAGAAAUAUGACAUUUUUUACACAAGAUUUUUCGACUAUCGGGUUUGCAUAUUUUUUAAUACAACAUAUAUUUUAGGUAUUUUAAUUUAUUUUAUUAGAUUUUUUAAAUAUUUUUAUUAUUAUUAUUACUUUAUUUUAUUUUCUCCGGAAUUUAUUAUUGAUUUAUACAUAGUUUUACGAUAUUUAUGUUUUUAUUAUAUAUAAGACUAUGUUUUUUUAUAAAUAAAUAAAUGAAUAUAUUAGAAAUUAUAGGAAGAGGUAGAAUAGAAAGAAGAGACAUAUAUUACUUAUAUUUUGGGAGUAAAAAGAUAAGUAAUUGUCCUAUAUAGGACUAAAAAAGAAGAGAAAUUCUCAAAUAAGACCAUGUAUGUUUUUUCCCCAAAUAGGAUCGAUUUACUCCUAUUUUAAAACAUCCGCAUAUUUCAUUCCAUUAUUACCCUCUAUCCCUUUACGCACAUCUCCCCAACCGCUUCCCCUUCUCUCCUGCGCACAUCCCUCUCUCUCUUUCUUGGGUCCUUGCGCAUCAUCAUCGGCUUCAUCCAAGCCAUCGUCGCCGCCUCCGUCGACUUCGCCCUGUGCACAAGAUCGACCGCUUUCCUCUCACGCCAUCGAUUUAGCCGCUGCCAUUAAGAUCUGAAACUCUUGUGUUAUGCCAUGGACGGUGUCGCCAGUGUGGGAAGCGGCGGCGAUCAGGGGGCGGCGAUGAGUGGAAAUGAUGGGCCGUCAAGGAUGCGACAGCAGGCGGCGAGGGCGGCAACGGGCGGCACAUUCACCGACGAGGGCGGCGACGGGCGGCACAUUCACCGGCGAGGGCGGCGACAGACGACGUCGUCUCCGAUGAGGGCGGAGGCAGGAUCCGGCGGCGGGCGGUUUGGCUCUGGCGGUGGCAGUGUCACUGCUAGGGUUUCAAUAGUUUUUAAUUUUACAUUUUUAAAAUUUAAAAUAUUAGAAGAAGGGUAUUUUAGUCUACUACUCUGAAAAUGGUCCUAUGAAACAUAUGGUUCGUUUAUAGUCCUAAAUGGGCAAUUAACUUUGCUAUUAGUCCUAUUCGAAGCAUUAGAUUAGAGUCCUAUUGUGGAACACUGGAACUUAAGGCUAUUUGUAGUCCGCUUUAGGGCUAAUAACCGUUUACUUAUUAAAAUAUGGAAAUGAUAUAAUAGGAAG
This is a messenger RNA of Cuscuta europaea, 1282 nucleotides long. The record is from the annotation of a GenBank genome assembly. NCBI's taxonomy places the organism in Eukaryota, Viridiplantae, Streptophyta, Magnoliopsida, Solanales, Convolvulaceae.